ACCCUUAGCCACCGGACCGUCGUCCGGGCGGGUUAAGUCCAUUCGUUCUUCAGCCCUGCCAGAGGACACCUACAGCGCAAAUCAAAGAGCAGACACACACCACUCAACGCCCUCAACGUACGGACUUAAGCCGCUGUCUUAAGACCGCGCGUGAGGGUAGCAUCGCGCUAUGAGCGCAAAAGAAAGGGACAAACGGGCCAACAACCCGGCUAAGGUGGAAAGCGGAACCGAUUCAAGUGCAACCGACGACUCUGGGGGAUCUUCGGACAGCGAUGGGACGAGCAAGACAUCAAAUGGAUCCAAGAUGGGGUACGGCUCCAAAGACGAAAUUUGCGGCACUUUGGUCAAGUACAGCAUGUUGGUGACCAACUUCAUAAUAUUCAUCGGCGGUAUCGUGUUGGGCAUCAUUUCGUUGUACACGCUGUUCGACAAGUCGUUCAUCAAAGAGCUGUUGGGGACCAACUUGUUUACCGGCGCAGUGUACAUAUUGAUAUCCACCGGGAUCCUACUGUCGCUAUUGUCGUUUCUUGGAUGUGUCGGCGCGGCCAAAGAAGUGAAAUGCAUGCUGUUGGCGUACUUCAUUAUACUUUUCAUUAUCUUUGUCGUUAUGCUGGUCGGCGGUAUACUGUGCUACGUUUUCCGGCAGAGAGUGGAAACCACCAUGGAACAAGAGAUGCUCAGGACCAUUAGAUCCUACGGCGAGGACCGUGUGCUCACCCGUGCUUGGGACGACCUCCAGGAAGGCUUGCACUGCUGCGGCGUCACUGGCUACGACGACUGGCGCCAACACCGCAUUGGAGGAAACAUCCCUGACAGCUGCUGCCGCGAAGUUAACGGAAAGAAACAACCUUGCACUUUGAAUUUCCAAGCCAGCCAACAGAUUUACACAUCCGGAUGCUUGAACGUGACCACUACUUUCAUGAAGCAACACGCCAACACCGUGGGAACAGUCGGCAUAGCCGUGUCUCUCUUUUUGCUAUUCGGAUUGGCUCUUUCAUGUGCUCUGUUCAUGCUGAUCGUUUAAAUCAACACCUGCACAACAACAUCAUCAGGCGGCCAUCAGAAAGAUCAAAAUUAAACAAAAAAAGUUCUAGUUUACCAAUAUCAUCCGUUCACUAAUAACUUAACAACACACAUCUCAGCUGUACAAUAGAAAAAUAUAAUACUCCAAUAAUAUCACACUUACAGUAUUCAUACAGUAAUAUACAAGCAAAAAAAGUAAUAAUAAUAACUAUUUACCAUAUUAAUUAUUCAUCCUCUUCGGUCAGUCAUGCUAACUAAAACAAAAAAUGUCCGUUAGACAAAAAAAGCUGUCCAUCUUGCUUAAAAAAACAACAAAAAUAUCAAAAAGGACUCGCCUCAUUUACAAUAACGUACAACGUGGGUUUUCGAAAAAUACCGUAAAUGGUAAUUUAAAACAUAAAAAAAAAAAAAAAACUCUAUUGAUAGGGUAAAAAUUUGAUACACCUAAUUAUAAAAUACAAUUUCCGGUAAAAAAAAAUCACAUUUAAAACGGCGAAACAAACACUAAUUUCGAUUUUCUUUAAAUAAAUAAAUAUAACAAACGCUAAAAACACAACACACAACAAUAUAUAUAUAUAAUUAAUAAAAGUAUAAAUAAAAAAUAUUUGCCAUAGUUUCAGUUUCAAUUAAUAAAUCAUUUGUUAAUAAACAAAAACAAAUUACAAAUCCGUUAAAACGUUUUUUGGGAAUAUCAAAUUGGGUUUUAAACCUCCCUUUUUACUUAUUAAAAUAUAUUCACCUAUUUGCUUAUUUCUCACGGCUGGGGUUUCCCAUUGUGUUAGUUUAGAUCAUUUUCCAGCGCACGUUACACGAUCUCCGCUUUAAAUCAAAAACAGUAUUAUGUUAGGCUAUUUUAGAAAUUAUAUAAAAAUUAAACUUUAAUAUUAAAAGUCAAUGCGUUGAGUGCAACAGCGACGCAGCUAACUUACAGAAACUAUUUACAGGAUGUACUAUCACUUUAAAGAUUUUCAUUAAUCACUAAAAUAGUUCAAUAUAGAUUAACCGAAGUGCUGAAAUCUAUUGAAAAACAACUAAAAACCAAGAUAUUUUCAAUUCCAAAUAAACAAAUACUUUAAUAAAUAAUAGACUUUGUCAAGUCUUAAGUGCAAUUAUUAUGUGCAUUCUUCAAUUCGACUGUUGCCCUCACAGCCUCACUAUUUAGCUUAGAGUUUGUGUGCUUUUAAAUUUAACACUUUUAUCAUAUUUAUUAAUAUAUUUUAUAAAUUUUUAUUCGUAUCAGUUCGUGUAACAAUGACAAUUUAUUAUUGCACUUAUAAAAAAUUUAUGAAGCACCAAUUUUAAUUUUAAAAAAAUCUAAAUAAGAAUGCUUUUUUUUUUAAAAAGCAUUUAAAAAGUACAUCAUUCAAUGAUAACACAUAAUUUUAAUAAAGCACAUUUGCAAGCAUUUAAAUAAUAUUUAGUUCAAUAAUAACGCACAUAAUUAAUAGUAAUAAAUAAUAAUGCACAAUUUCAAUUUUAAAAAAACACUUGUAAUU
Messenger RNA from Adelges cooleyi (spruce gall adelgid), 2519 nucleotides. Its product is annotated as CD151 antigen-like. The record is from RefSeq and is a predicted model, not a curated record. NCBI's taxonomy places the organism in Eukaryota, Metazoa, Arthropoda, Insecta, Hemiptera, Adelgidae. Gene Ontology annotation, cellular component: membrane. Bases 170 to 1024 code for a protein of 284 amino acids. The transcript has 8 exons.